Molecule: messenger RNA, 1112 nt
Organism: Drosophila biarmipes
Lineage: Eukaryota; Metazoa; Arthropoda; Insecta; Diptera; Drosophilidae
Product: histidine-rich glycoprotein
Exons: 2
Coding region: 558-965 (135 amino acids)
Source: RefSeq, a predicted model, not a curated record
AAUUUGAUAAGCUCACUCGCUAAGUUGUUGGAGGUGCGAGUUAAAUAAUUCAGGCAGUACUAAACAUUAUAGUUAUUACACGAUUCAUAAACUUAAUAUUGGUUGGAACUUCUAUAUUGCUCAGCUUAUCUCUCUUAUCAAGUGCUGAAAGAUUAAAUACAUACGUCUGCUUCCCAGCGUCUACCGGCCAUUGGUCAUCCAGUUGGACAUUGCUCUCUAUAAAAUCGACCAAAUCUUCAGUUAUUGAGUAAUAGUUUUCAGGUACUUGAGGGCUAGAAAUCUUUCGCAGCUAAUCUCAGCUUGGAAAUCGUUCAACAGCUGUCCAUGUUCGCCUCUUCGCUUAAUGGGCGAUAAAACUUCGGCGCACUCGAAAGGGAAAUAUAUACCCAUCCAUGUGAUGACAUGGGGGCUUGGAGCAUAUAUACGAAGAGAUAGCGAUAUAAAGGCGGCGGAAGAGGCUCCGAAAAACAGUCGAGUCUGGAACGUCGCUGGGUUUACACGAACGAGCGAACAGAGGAGCUUUGUAAGCGCACCGCAGUCAAUAUCCCGGAGUUAUCAUGUUGAAGGCGAUUAUUGUCUUAGCCACUAUUCUGGUGGCCGUGGCCUUGGCCACUCAGCCCCUGGAGGAGAACGAGUGGAGUCACCACCUGAACCACAAGCGCCAGUUGUCCCAGCACCACCAUAAGCCACAGGAGGCGAGGCACUCGGCCAAGGAGCACGUCAGCCAUGGCAAGCAGGUGCACCAGGUCGUCUCCCACCUCAAGGAGCACAAAGACCACGCCCAUGGAAAGUCCACCUCCCCCAGGAAGAGCAGGCAGGCCAAUAAGAAGGAGCAGGGCCACAAGAGGAGCCACCAUCAGAAGGAGCACCACAAGCACCAGGAGAGCCACUCCCGGAAAGCCCGAUCCCACUCGGGUGGCAGCCAGCACCACCACAAGAGGCACGCGGGGUCGCGUCGCCACUAGGGGAAACAUAUCACCAGGAUACAUCCUAUUUAAAUUCUAAUUUAUAAACUGUUUUAGAGUCAAGCCCUAUGCAGUAUGCAUUUGUAACAUUCAAUUAAAAUCCAAAAAUAUGGGAAGAACAGAUUUAAAACCAUAUUGUAAACCAAA